CAAAAAUAAAGUACAGUAACAAACGGAAGUAUAGGUGAAGGUCUGAGGCAGCACCGCCAAGCUGGGCACCGGGGAGAUGGCCGAGACUGACCCCAAGACCGUGCAGGAUCUCACCUCAGUGGUGCAGACACUCCUGCAACAGAUGCAAGAUAAAUUUCAGACCAUGUCCGACCAGAUCAUUGGAAGAAUUGAUGACAUGAGCAGUCGCAUUGAUGACCUGGAGAAGAACAUAGCAGACCUCAUGACGCAGGCCAGGGUGGAAGAGCUGGAUGGUGAAAACAAGAUCCCGGCCACACAGAAGAGCUGAAGGUUGCUUGUCUUCGCUGGAAUCUGGAACACCUUUUUACAAGCCAAGAGGAGACAGAUGGCUUUUUCAACUAACUACUAUGUGUAGCCAGGUUUUAUAUUAUAAAGUGUGCAUUCUUCUUA
Molecule: messenger RNA, 429 nt
Organism: Bubalus bubalis (water buffalo)
Lineage: Eukaryota; Metazoa; Chordata; Mammalia; Artiodactyla; Bovidae
Product: heat shock factor-binding protein 1-like
Exons: 1
Coding region: 77-307 (76 amino acids)
Biological process (GO): cellular heat acclimation
Cellular component (GO): cytosol; nucleus
Molecular function (GO): transcription corepressor activity
Source: RefSeq, a predicted model, not a curated record